AUGACGUACACGCGCAAACAAGUCAUCACAUGUGUUAGCCUUCUAUAUCUCCUUGUCGCAACAGCCCUCGCGGGCUACGCGGCAUCCCGCGCGAACGCCCGUUCCAUACCCAUCUCCGACACGCUGACGGCCUUUACCACAGCGCUGCCAAUAGUCUCUGGUCUGCUGCUUGAACUUGGCUAUGACCUGACGCGUCGCCACGAGCGUCGCCACCAGCUGUCGCGCGGCGAGAUCCAGCGCCCGCCCCUCGUCAUCGUUGCCAACACGCUCAUCUUCAUCUACUCGACCGUCGUCAUCACUCUAUCAGCCACCCAUGUCGCUCCGUCAUCCACGAUAGACUGCGGCCUGCGAGAGCGCUGGCAGAGACUCUUCAGGCACAAGGAUGCCACUGCCAUCCGCCAGAUCCAGGAUGCCUUCAAUUGCUGCGGCCUCGCCAAUUCACGUGACAUGGCAUGGCCUUUUCCAGACCGCACCCACAAUGCCCAUGCAUGUGAAACCACGUACAACGGCAGAACAAGCGGUUGCCUGGGCGCGUGGAAGGCCGAAGAGCAGAAGAUGGCAGGGUUAUUUAUGACUGUCGUGGCCAUGGUCUUUAUCUGGCAGUUUUCCAUCAUCGCCAUCCCUAUUCAAAAGAACUCGUGGCUGCACAGGGUUGCCCCGGCUCGUCUCUCUCGCAUGAUUGCUGAUGAGAGGAACGGGGAUGCAGAGCCCCGACGUGCAAUUGACUUUAUUCCUGCAUACAAUCGCUACUCGGAUCGCGUCGAAGAAGAGGCCGAAGAAGAUGGACAUGCGCCCAGCCGUGCGAUUGAGCAGGGAAGCCACCCGGCUUUUCCGGCAAACGUUGGACGCGAGCAGCAGCCGUCUGUGGAGAAUGAGUGGGCGAGGGGCUGACAUAUACAUCUGGAACUGUGACGAAUGACUCACUUUCAUAUCAGGAUUAAUAUCAAGAGGCUUUGCUGAGGCCAGGAACUGCAUCUGGAUCACGAUUCGGUACCUUGUACCCACGCAGGCCAAAAACAUCCGAUACCUGAAUUGGUCACAUGAUCAUAGUCAUGUGACCACAUAGAUAGCCGUGUCUCUUCCUCUGACUACAUGUACAUCGCAAUGCAUGCCAUGC
Exserohilum turcica Et28A is the source of this 1117-nucleotide messenger RNA. RefSeq lists its product as uncharacterized. Lineage: Eukaryota; Fungi; Ascomycota; Dothideomycetes; Pleosporales; Pleosporaceae. The coding region runs from base 1 to 891 and encodes 296 amino acids. The record is from RefSeq and is a predicted model, not a curated record. The transcript is spliced from 4 exons.